Molecule: messenger RNA, 2172 nt
Organism: Peronospora matthiolae
Lineage: Eukaryota; Oomycota; Peronosporomycetes; Peronosporales; Peronosporaceae
Source: the annotation of a GenBank genome assembly
AUGAGCGGAGGACGUCUGCAGCACUUGCUGCAGCCGCUUCGCGACUUGAGUAAAAACUGGAACAUCGACUUGGCUACCGAAUUAGAGGACUAUAUGGACAAAUUAGAGACGCUGAGCAUCGCGUUUGACCCGGAAAGUGGCAGUGCCCAAAUCUCGAGAGAUGGAGAAGGAGGGGCCACUGGAGUCAUGAACUUUGCUGAAGCUGCGCUGCUGAUCCAGGGCACGAGUCUCAUCUACAGUCGGAAAGUCGAGUAUCUCCAUGCUUUAGUGUACCAGACUCUGGCUCACUUGUCCCAGCAACAGGACGAUAACCAGCAGAGUCAGGAGCGUGGGAAAAGAGGUACUGGAGAGACCCAGGAGGACGAAAAUGGAGCUGCUGCUAGUGUGUUGGACACGGCUUUGCUGCUUUAUGACGAGCUUGAGGAAGCAAAGCCGUCGCAUAUUACGCUCAAGAGCGCAGUAGCUGGAGAUGGAGAGUGUGACGGUCGUGGAGGAGGGAGGAAGAGGAAAGAGGCCAAGGCGCUGCAUCGGAGCAAGAACAAUAUGGAAGCGUCGAUUGCAUUGAUGGGGUCACUAGUGCCGGAUGAACGCGACCAUGGCGAAACGUACAAGCUGCUGUCGUGUAACUUGCAUGCAAGUGGCGUGCUGCUACUGGACGAAGCGAGCAAAAAGUAUCUUGGCGCGCAGCAGCGAGUUGUUGAGUCAGCGUUUGGAGAGACGCCGGGACGGUACGGCGGUAUGUGGGUGGCUGCAGAUGGAGAUGAACCGGCGACUGCGCUGAAUUUCGACGAUAUGGAUGCGAACGAUAAUAACGACAACGACGAUGAUGCAGGGAUGAUGAAUCCAUUCGACAAGCAGCCGGACUACGAGUUUGACGCUGGUGAAUCGAUGCAGGACGCAUGCAUGGAGAAUGCUCGAGAUGACGCACAGCAGCAGAGGAAUGCAGUUCACGAGAACUCGUCUCGCGCUGCAGUGACCGCGAUGCCAGUGAGUGAGAAGGACCCGUGGGCUCCACUGGAUGCGUAUGAUGCCAGCACAUCGGUGGCACGCCCGUUCAAGAAGGGACGGUCGUACCCACGAGUACCGGCAUACAAGAAAUCGAAAACGAGGUCUGGAGCGUUGGGCAACAAGCAAGGGGUUGUAGGUGUGGAGGACGAUGCAGAGCAAGAUGGUCUGUCCAACCCGGCGUUCCAUGAUCGCUUUUUCAUGGGAUCGAACGGAAUGCAGUGGGCAUCGUGGGUCUGGUCAGAAACAGCAAGUGAAAAUCCGCUAGAGAAAGCUUGUCGAAAGAUGUUCUGCCGGACCCCGCUUCUUGCAAAAAGCUGCGAUGCACUCUGGCAGCGUGAGGCGAAGUGGCGUAGUCUUAUGCGUCGUUGCGAAGCCCGCGAGAAACAGAGUGCACAAGCCAUGCUGUUGCGUGAGCAGGCCAUGGAAGAGGAGGAAGCGGUCGAUGAACACGAUCAGAUGCGAGCCUUUGUGCUGUCUACUGGAACGGCGCGCUUGGGCAUGGCUUUCCGGAACGAUGCGAGUGGCAACAGAGAUGACGAGGACGGUGACGACAAUGACUAUAAUGAUGGGUUUGAUGGAGGCGACGUAGAUCAAGUACAUGUUAUGGACGAGAUGAUGAGAUCGUAUGAGGCUGAGGCGGCUGCGAGUUCUUUCGAUGGGCCGCUCACGUAUGAGGAGAUCUGCAGACAGCAUUUGGCGUCUUUUAUGUCCGGUACGGAGAAAUAUGUCCGAGAGACGGAUCUGAGCAAGCAAGUGAGUGACUGGCAAGAGAAGCUGACGCCAUUGCUGAAGCAGCAGGACGCACACCCGCCUUUUGAUAUCCAUCACUAUGGUCGAGAAAUUAUUGGGCGUCUAGAAGAGGAACACAAGAGCUUCAGUCUCGAUAAGCUGAGUGGAUCAUCAAUGCGUGAGAAGUUGAAACGUGCUAGGCUUAAUGUGGUGUCCGAGGAAGAGGAAGAAGAGCGGGACACGGUGCCGUUUGAGACUCUGGUGGAUGGCAAAAGUCAGUUUGAGGUAUGCCGUCUCUUUUUGGCUUCGCUGCAGCUUGCAAACAGCGGCAAUGUGUCACUGCUGCACGCGCAUACUACAGCUGAGCAUGAGCAGGUGCCAUUUGAAAUGCAGCUACUCACGAGUGCCAACACUUAUGGCGCCUUACAAGCGUAA